AUGCCUUCUCAUCUGGAGGACCUCCCCCCAGAGCUACUGGCAUAUAUCCUCUCGUUCUGCACCUUACCCAGUUCGCUCGCGCUCGCACGUACGUCAUCGUGGGUUCGUCACACACUCAAGCACUCGAUGCAAUGGGCUUUCCCUCUCUUGCGCUGCUCGAUCGAAUGCCAAGCCAACGUCGUCUACGUCGGUGAUCCACCCAGGGAGGUGUGUGCGGCCGAAGAUUAUGAGCGCGAAUGGGAUAUGUUGGGUGGGAUCGCAGGUUACGAUUGGUCGAUCGGGAGGUUGGUCCCCAGGGCGGUUUGGGUCCAGGUCUUGUCCCAGUUGACGAGGGGCAUGUUGCUCCAGAUGGAAUUGCCGAGGUUACUUUCAAACGAUUGGAGCGUAAUGGCGAGAGGGAGAUUUGCGAUAAGCCUCGUUCGCAAAGAGCUGGAACUGGUGGUGGACGAGGUCGAUUUUUGGUACGCCGAGCACACCCAUAUCAGGAGGGGUAGAUGGAAGUCGACCUUCUUGAGUGAGUGGCGUGCCUUUCGGGGCGGAGUAGUGGGGUCACCAACGCAGGGUGGUUUCAUUGCUCCCCUAUUUCUAAACAGGCCACCUCAAUGCGUUCCAGCACUCUGCCACCACUGGAUGCCACACGGAACACAAUGUGGGGCACCAUCUCUGCUGCUUCGUUCGUGCCGGCUCUCGACCAUGCUCAGCGUGCUUAGGCUGACCGCUCGCACUUUUUCAUACUUACAGUGCCACUACGUCGUACAACACCGGUUGGCUGGCUUGACCGAGAACCGCACCGCGUUCAGGACCUUUGAUCCGCUUACCAUCUUCCGUGAACUCAAGUCAGUCCCGGUGUCACCUGCAAGAUUCCAAGAAGAGCGCUCAAACGCCUGCAAUCACACGAUCCCAUAGGCGAGAGAACAACCUUUCGCGAUUCACUACGAUACAACUCGUCAGUAAACGAGAAAAGGCGAAUUAUCGAGACGAGUCUAGCGAGCUAAGCGUCACAUCGAUCUGCCCUUCGGUGGCCCGGCACAGACGAUCAAGGACGAGCUCGUCCCUCGUGACCUGCGAGUGCACGUCUACUGCUCGAUCGGACGCUCGGAUGCCUUCCUUAAGAACGAGAUCGCGAUGGAGGUGUUGACCCGACUCGGGUGUUGGUCUGAAUACCAAAGCACGACGACGGCCGAGCAAGCUAUUCUCGGUCCCGUGUUGUCAGUUUUGCUAGCCUCAUCCUGUCCGGCGUAGCGUACGACUGACGCUCGAUUCUUUCUCCGCCGCAACCGCUGUGACAGAAUCACGGCGACGAUUCGACCUGACCCAUCCACCUCAGCAUUAGCCACAACCGAACUCGGCCUGACACAAAUGGAGGAUUUCGUCCCCCUCGUCGACGCGAGCUUGCGGCGCAGCGACUUUCUGCAGGUUUGUGAGAAGGUGGGCAUCGGGCGCGACUGGUGGGCUCAGAAGGGGGUAUCUCAAAAGUCGGGACUCGGCUUCGCUUGA
Molecule: messenger RNA, 1497 nt
Organism: Microbotryum saponariae
Lineage: Eukaryota; Fungi; Basidiomycota; Microbotryomycetes; Microbotryales; Microbotryaceae
Source: the annotation of a GenBank genome assembly